Molecule: messenger RNA, 564 nt
Organism: Glycine soja
Lineage: Eukaryota; Viridiplantae; Streptophyta; Magnoliopsida; Fabales; Fabaceae
Product: putative RING-H2 finger protein ATL19
Exons: 1
Coding region: 1-564 (187 amino acids)
Biological process (GO): protein ubiquitination
Source: RefSeq, a predicted model, not a curated record
AUGGCCGAGUUCACAGAAUUGUUUCCCUUGGGCGAACCAUUUGAUGGUUUGAUGCACAUGUAUGUGUAUGUCAUCACAUUUGAUCUUCCAACCUUGUUCAUUGUUCUAUUCAUACCCACAGUGUUAUUCUUCAUCUUGUAUCAAGUUCUCAACGGUUUGUUCUUCUGGUUAAUGGAAAUGAGGCCAAUUGAACAUGAUAUUGAAGAGGGUAUUACACAUUUAGCCAAUUAUGGGGACUCUGUGCCAUCUCACCAUGUUACCAUAUUCCAUGCCCUUGUGCAUAGCAAUUUGCAUGCUUGGACAUUGGUGACUGCAUUUGAAGGAGUUUUUUAUGAGAAAAGAGGACAAAGACUUAGAGCUUCCAAAAAAUUGCCCCCUUUGGUGAACUAUGGAAUGCAUGGUGUAACAAGAAGUUGUGGUGAAUGUGCCAUUUGCUUGGAAGAAUUCGAAGUUGGCCAAUUGUGUCAAGUUUUUCCCGAGUGCAAGCACAUUUUUCAUUCGGACUGCAUAGACCACUGGUUGCAGAAGAAACUAACUUGUCCAAUAUGUCGUAGUAGUAUAUAG